AUGCUGCCUCGUGGGGUCAUUCGCCGCCUUAACGAUGCCAUAGCAUCUGGAAAAAUUGCCCCAGAUUCAGCAUGGCGUCUCUGCUACUCACGAAUUAGUGAAGAUAUGAGGGCUUAUCGAAAUGGGAUUUCUCUAUCCUCUCUACAACUCCCUCCCACCAACUCGUUUAUCAGCCAAAUUUCCCCCGAAAAUGUCUCUAAAAAUGGCUUAUUUGGCCUCCCUUUGGCCGUUAAAGACAAUUUCUGUACCGACGCAGACCAAUUUAAAGUGAGCACAACAUGUGCUUCAUUCUCCUUAAAAGAAUUCCGACCAUCAUACUCUGCUCAUGUUGUUCAGUUGCUUUUGGAAUCUGGCUUCUCUCUCGUUGGCAAAACUAAUAUGGACGAAUUCGCAAUGGGUUGUGGGUCAGUAGAUGCACCUCUCUCUGGUCCAGUUGUGAAUCCAUGGAGUAGACUCACUCCCGAUGGUAGGGAUCGGAUAGCAGGUGGGAGCUCGGGUGGAAGUGCUGCUGCCGUUUCAGCUGGAUUAUGCGUUGGAUCAAUUGCCUCUGAUACUGGUGGAUCUUGUCGCCUACCUUCUGCCUAUUGUGGUGUCACGGGUCUCAAGCCUACAUAUGGUCUUCUCUCUCGACAUGGGCUUAUAGCUCUUGCCAACUGCUUUGAUACACCAUCCCUUAUAUCUCUAGAAGUCACAGAUGUCGCUGAUAUGCUUUGUGCUUGUUUGGACACUAAUCAGCCGGUCUGCGAUUCGACACUUUUGAAUUUAGAUACCAAUGACCUUACUCUUUUUCGCAAUGAGCUAAAAAAUAUCAGCUGUUCA
Protopolystoma xenopodis is the source of this 819-nucleotide messenger RNA. The record is from the annotation of a GenBank genome assembly. NCBI's taxonomy places the organism in Eukaryota, Metazoa, Platyhelminthes, Monogenea, Polystomatidea, Polystomatidae.